Rotaria socialis is the source of this 378-nucleotide messenger RNA. NCBI's taxonomy places the organism in Eukaryota, Metazoa, Rotifera, Eurotatoria, Philodinida, Philodinidae. The record is from the annotation of a GenBank genome assembly.
AUGAGCGAUUUCAAAGCAAUUGGCAAAGCUUUCAUUGAUUUUUACUAUAAUAAAUUUGAUACAGGUCCGCGUGAUGGUGUUGCAGCACUUUAUGAACCUGUUAAUGGCAUGAUGAAUUUUAAUAAUGCUGAUUUUGCUAAGGGUGCUCAAGAGAUAGCUGAAAAACUACGUUCAUUAACAUUUCAAACAAUAGGUCAUACAGUAUCAACGAUGGAUAUUCAACCAACAUAUGAUAACUGUAUUUUAAUAGUUGUUACUGGUGCUCUUAAAGCUGAUAAUGAUCCACCAAUGCAGUUUACAGAAACAUUUUUGUUACGUUGUAUUAACAAUGCGUGGCUUGUAAUCAACAACGUUUUUCGACUUAUUCUUCAUGGUUGA